UAAAGAAAUGUGGAUUACUUGUUAUCCCAUUACUAAAGGACUUUGGACUCUAACUCUAGAUGCAAAUUAGUUUCAUUUUAUUUAAUACUCAAUUAAGAAACAGUAUUUACGAAUCAUAAUUGCAAAGAAUGUUCGCCACGAAUUUUAGAAUGUUACGAGCUAGUAACAAAUUUGGUUCAUUGGCACGUUACGAGUCUACAUUAGUUAUUGCAGAACAUAAUAAUGAAUCAUUAUUACCUAUUACUUCCAAUGCCCUAAGUGUAGCAAAAAAGAUUGGUGGAGAUGUCACUGUUCUUGUUGCUGGAACUAAAUGUGAUGCAGUUGCACAAGCUGUUAGUAAAGCAAAUGGUGUUUCUAAAGUGCUAGUAGCAGAUAAUGAUGCGUUUAAAGGAUUUCUUCCAGAGGCAUUAACUCCACUUAUUAUUGCAACACAAAAUGAGCAUAAAUUUACUCAUAUUUUGGCUGGUGCCACUGCUUUUGGUAAAGCAUUGCUACCAAGAGUUGCAGCUAAAUUAGAUGUAUCUCCUGUAAGCGAUAUCAUUGGGGUUAAAGCACCAGACACAUUUGUUCGUACAAUUUAUGCAGGGAAUGCAAUUCAAACUUUAAAAUGCAAAGAUAAAGUAAAAGUAGUGUCGGUGAGAGGUACUGCAUUUGAAGCAACACCCCUGGAAGGUGGUAAUGCUAAAUGUGAACCUGCACCAGCCGGUGACUACAAACCAAAAUUGAUAGAAUUCAUUAAGCAAGAGUUGUCAAAGUCCGAUAGACCAGAAUUGACAUCUGCAAAGGUUGUUGUUUCCGGAGGAAGAGGAAUGAAAUCCGGGGACAACUUCAAAUUAUUGUACACAUUAGCCGACAAACUUAAUGCAGCAGUUGGUGCAUCUCGUGCUGCAGUCGAUGCUGGCUUUGUACCCAAUGAUUUGCAAGUUGGACAGACUGGAAAAAUCGUUGCUCCCGAUCUCUAUAUUGCUGUGGGUAUCUCUGGGGCAAUUCAGCACCUUGCUGGUAUGAAAGACUCAAAAACAAUUGUUGCUAUUAACAAGGAUCCAGAAGCUCCGAUCUUCCAUGUAGCAGAUUAUGGCAUAGUUGCUGAUCUGUUUAAAGUUGUCCCCGAACUAACAGAGAAAUUAUAAAUUUAAAAAGAGAAUUAAAAAUAUUUGUAUUAUAACCGUUUUUAUAAAAAUUAUAUAAAUAUUACAAUGAGUUUAAUAAAUUCUUUAACACAUUCAUUUUAUAU
This is a messenger RNA of Colletes gigas, 1234 nucleotides long. RefSeq names its product electron transfer flavoprotein subunit alpha, mitochondrial (gene wal). NCBI's taxonomy places the organism in Eukaryota, Metazoa, Arthropoda, Insecta, Hymenoptera, Colletidae. Gene Ontology annotation, cellular component: mitochondrion. The record is from RefSeq and is a predicted model, not a curated record. Bases 129 to 1130 code for a protein of 333 amino acids. Gene Ontology annotation, molecular function: flavin adenine dinucleotide binding; electron transfer activity. The transcript is spliced from 6 exons.